Molecule: messenger RNA, 2601 nt
Organism: Echinops telfairi (small Madagascar hedgehog)
Lineage: Eukaryota; Metazoa; Chordata; Mammalia; Afrosoricida; Tenrecidae
Gene: KAZN
Product: kazrin, periplakin interacting protein
Exons: 14
Coding region: 52-2097 (681 amino acids)
Molecular function (GO): protein binding
Source: RefSeq, a predicted model, not a curated record
CUGCGGGAGGAGGUGUCUCGGCUGCAGGAGGAAGUGCACCUGCUCCGGCAGAUGAAGGAGAUGCUGACAAAGGACCUGGAGGAAUCACAAGGGGGCAAGUCCUCCGAGGUGCUCUCCGCCACCGAGCUCAGGGUCCAGCUGGCCCAGAAGGAGCAGGAGCUAGCCAGAGCCAAAGAAGCUUUGCAGGCCAUGAAGGCCGACCGGAAGCGCUUGAAGGGCGAGAAGGCGGACCUGGUCAGCCAGAUGCAGCAGCUGUACGCCACGCUGGAGAGCCGGGAGGAGCAGCUGCGGGACUUCAUCCGCAACUACGAGCAGCAUCGCAAGGAGAGUGAGGACGCCGUCAAGGCCCUGGCCAAGGAGAAGGACCUACUGGAGCGGGAGAAGUGGGAGCUGCGGCGCCAAGCCAAAGAGGCCACGGACCAUGCCACAGCGCUGCGCUCCCAGCUGGACCUCAAGGACAACCGCAUGAAGGAGCUGGAGGCCGAGCUCGCCAUGGCCAAGCAGUCCCUGGCGACGCUGACCAAGGACGUGCCCAAGCGGCACUCGCUCGCCAUGCCAGGCGAGACGGUGCUCAACGGCAACCAGGAGUGGGUGGUGCAGGCAGACCUCCCGCUGACGGCGGCCAUCCGGCAGAGCCAGCAGACACUCUACCACUCGCACCCUCCCCACCCCGCCGACCGGCAAGCGGUCAGAGUGAGCCCCUGCCACUCCCGGCAGCCCUCUGUCAUCUCCGACGCGUCUGCCGCCGAAGGUGACCGGUCAUCCACACCGAGCGACAUCAACUCCCCAAGACACCGGACGCAUUCCCUCUGCAACGGAGACAGUCCCGGCCCAGUUCAGAAGAACCUGCACAACCCCAUUGUACAGUCACUAGAGGACCUUGAAGACCAAAAACGGAAAAAGAAGAAGGAGAAGAUGGGAUUCGGCUCCAUCUCCCGCGUCUUCGCCAGAGGGAAACAGCGGAAGUCCCUCGACCCCGGCCUCUUUGAUGACUCAGACAGCCAGUGCAGCCCCACACGGCAGAGCCUCAGCCUGUCGGAGGGCGAGGAGCAGAUGGACCGACUGCAGCACGUGGAGCUGGUCAGGACCACGCCCAUGUCCCACUGGAAGGCUGGCACCGUGCAGGCCUGGCUCGAGGUCAUCAUGGCCAUGCCCAUGUACGUCAAGGCCUGUGCCGAGAACGUGAAGAGCGGGAAGGUGCUGCUGAGCCUGAGUGAUGAAGACCUGGAACUGGGCCUGGGCGUCUGCAGCUCCCUGCACCGUCGCAAGCUCCGUCUGGCCAUCGAGGACUACCGAGAUGCCGAGACUGGCCGCAGCCUGUCCAAAGCGGCAGACCUGGACCAUCACUGGGUUGCCAAAGCCUGGCUGAACGACCUCGGCCUGUCCCAGUACUCCCAGGCCUUCCAGAACCACCUCGUGGACGGGCGGAUGCUGAACUCCCUGAUGAAGCGGGACCUGGAGAAGCACCUGAACGUGUCCAAAAAGUUCCACCAGGUCAGCAUCCUGUUGGGGAUCGAGCUGCUGUACCAAGUGAACUUCAGCAGGGAGGCUCUCCAGGAGCGCCGGGCCCGCUGUGAGACACAGAACAUUGAUCCUGUGGUCUGGACCAACCAGCGGGUGCUCAAGUGGGUGCGAGACAUCGAUCUGAAGGAGUAUGCAGACAACCUGACGAACAGUGGUGUUCAUGGAGCCGUGCUGGUGCUGGAGCCCACGUUCAACGCCGAGGCCAUGGCCACGGCCCUGGGCAUCCCCAGCGGGAAGCACAUCCUGCGGAGACACCUGGCAGAGGAGAUGAGUGCCAUCUUCCACCCUGCCAACUCGGCAGGCAUCCGGGAAGCUGAGCGCUUCAGAACACCCCCCGGGAGGGCCUCCAGCAUCCCCCGGACGGGGAAGGAGGAGAACUGCAGUGCCAUCAAGUACAAGGCAGGCCGGCUGCCCCUGGGGAAGAUAGGCAGGGGCUUCAGCAGCAAAGACCCCGAUUUCCACGAUGACUAUGGCUCUCUGCAAAAUGAAGAGUGUGGGGAGGAGGAGCGGCAGAGCAGGCCCGAGCAGUACUGCCUGGAAGCCUGCUCCAGCCUGGAGGUCACCAAUGUGUGAGCACCGACCUGCGGCCCGCCAGCACCAGCCCCCGGGCCCUAGAAGGAAGCAGGCCAGGUGGCCACUGUACAUAGAGACCUGGGUGCGAGCCCUUCCCUCCCGCCCUCACUCUGGCUGAGGCUGCUCCUCAGCUCCCAGGGCAGAAUCCCCUGUGAUUUCACACUGCAAGCACCCAGAGGAGACACAACGCCAGCCGGCCGGUCUUGGGUAGGCCGUGGACUUCCUGUCCCCAGGGCCCAGCCUCUCCUUGGUCCUUCUGUGCAGACUCGGCCUCCGAGCCACUGUCGGCCACUGAGCAGCCACUGUGGCCCCUGCUGCUUUCACUGAGUUGCCAAGAUGGGGACGGGCCCUUGUGUUCCCCCAAAACACCCAUCAGGAUGGGGCAGGGGCCUAUCCCACCAGACAGACCACAGCCGGUGUGGAAGGUGCUAGGAGCCAGCAGAGCCAGGCUGCCGGGCAUCGGGGGUGCCCUUGCAGCCGUGCGGAGGCAGGGGGUGCUGCCCU